Messenger RNA from Homo sapiens (human), 4418 nucleotides. It is a transcript of the gene MPEG1, whose product is annotated as macrophage expressed 1. The coding region runs from base 63 to 2213 and encodes 716 amino acids. The transcript has a single exon. NCBI's taxonomy places the organism in Eukaryota, Metazoa, Chordata, Mammalia, Primates, Hominidae. The record is from RefSeq and is marked validated. Gene Ontology annotation, biological process: transmembrane transport. Gene Ontology annotation, cellular component: cytoplasmic vesicle membrane; phagocytic vesicle membrane; extracellular region.
AGUUUGCCCAAAGCUUGCUGGCCGCUGUGUAGGGCUGGUGAGUGGCUGGGGCUGUCUGAGCCAUGAACAACUUCAGGGCCACCAUCCUCUUCUGGGCAGCGGCAGCAUGGGCUAAAUCAGGCAAGCCUUCGGGAGAGAUGGACGAAGUUGGAGUUCAAAAAUGCAAGAAUGCCUUGAAACUACCUGUCCUGGAAGUCCUACCUGGAGGGGGCUGGGACAAUCUGCGGAAUGUGGACAUGGGACGAGUUAUGGAAUUGACUUACUCCAACUGCAGGACAACAGAGGAUGGACAGUAUAUCAUCCCUGAUGAAAUCUUCACCAUUCCCCAGAAACAGAGCAACCUGGAGAUGAACUCAGAAAUCCUGGAAUCCUGGGCAAAUUACCAGAGUAGCACCUCCUACUCCAUCAACACAGAACUCUCUCUUUUUUCCAAAGUCAAUGGCAAGUUUUCCACUGAGUUCCAGAGGAUGAAGACCCUCCAAGUGAAGGACCAAGCUAUAACUACCCGAGUUCAGGUAAGAAACCUCGUCUACACAGUCAAAAUCAACCCAACUUUAGAGCUAAGCUCAGGUUUUAGGAAGGAACUCCUUGACAUCUCUGACCGUCUAGAGAACAACCAGACGAGGAUGGCCACCUACCUGGCAGAACUCCUGGUGCUCAACUAUGGCACCCACGUCACCACCAGUGUCGACGCUGGGGCUGCUCUUAUUCAGGAGGACCACCUCAGGGCCUCCUUCCUCCAAGACAGCCAGAGCAGUCGUAGUGCCGUGACCGCCUCUGCUGGACUUGCCUUUCAAAACACCGUGAACUUCAAAUUUGAGGAAAACUAUACCUCGCAGAAUGUCCUCACCAAGAGCUACCUCUCAAACCGAACCAACUCCAGGGUGCAGAGCAUUGGAGGGGUUCCUUUUUACCCAGGCAUCACCCUCCAGGCCUGGCAGCAGGGUAUCACCAACCACCUGGUGGCCAUCGACCGCUCUGGCCUGCCGCUGCAUUUCUUCAUCAACCCCAACAUGCUACCUGACUUGCCAGGCCCCCUGGUGAAGAAGGUGUCAAAGACAGUGGAAACUGCUGUGAAGCGCUAUUAUACAUUCAACACCUACCCUGGCUGCACAGAUCUCAAUUCUCCCAACUUCAAUUUUCAGGCCAACACGGAUGAUGGCUCCUGCGAGGGGAAAAUGACCAACUUCUCUUUCGGUGGGGUUUAUCAGGAAUGCACUCAGCUCUCAGGGAAUAGGGAUGUCCUCCUCUGCCAAAAGUUGGAGCAGAAGAAUCCACUCACUGGUGAUUUCUCCUGCCCCUCUGGCUACUCCCCGGUGCACCUGUUAUCCCAGAUCCACGAGGAGGGUUACAACCACCUGGAGUGUCAUCGAAAGUGCACUCUCCUCGUCUUCUGCAAGACCGUGUGUGAAGAUGUGUUCCAGGUGGCAAAAGCUGAAUUUAGGGCUUUUUGGUGUGUGGCCAGCAGCCAAGUACCUGAAAACUCAGGACUGCUUUUUGGGGGCCUCUUCAGCAGCAAGAGCAUAAACCCCAUGACAAAUGCACAGUCAUGCCCAGCCGGCUACUUUCCACUGAGACUCUUUGAAAACCUCAAGGUAUGUGUUUCUCAGGACUAUGAGUUGGGAAGCAGGUUUGCGGUCCCCUUUGGCGGGUUCUUUAGCUGCACAGUUGGGAACCCCCUGGUAGAUCCUGCUAUAUCCAGAGAUUUAGGGGCACCGUCUCUGAAAAAGUGCCCCGGGGGCUUCAGCCAGCACCCAGCCCUCAUCAGCGAUGGAUGCCAAGUGUCCUAUUGCGUCAAAUCCGGGCUCUUCACAGGAGGGUCCCUGCCCCCUGCCAGGCUCCCACCUUUCACCCGGCCACCCCUCAUGAGUCAGGCUGCCACCAAUACUGUCAUAGUGACCAAUUCUGAGAAUGCGAGAUCCUGGAUUAAAGACUCCCAGACCCACCAGUGGAGGCUGGGAGAACCGAUAGAGCUGCGGAGGGCCAUGAAUGUCAUCCAUGGGGAUGGUGGUGGUCUGUCAGGAGGGGCUGCAGCUGGGGUCACAGUGGGGGUCACCACCAUUCUGGCUGUUGUUAUCACCUUGGCCAUCUACGGCACCCGGAAGUUCAAGAAGAAAGCAUAUCAGGCAAUUGAGGAAAGGCAGAGUUUGGUUCCAGGCACUGCAGCAACUGGAGACACCACUUACCAAGAGCAGGGGCAGAGUCCAGCUUAAAUCUCUCCCCGAAAAUGGUUUCUCUCAUCUCCAGUGUGGUCAUUGCUGACCACUCUGUUUUCCUAAGCAUUGAAAUGGCAAGUGCAACCAAAAGUAGGUAUAUUCGUGACUUCUUGUUUAGGUCUCUGGGCCAGGAAAUUCAUACUGUUACAUGGAUAAGGUUGGGAUUGGGGAGAGGGAACAGUUGGGACUAGAAGCAAAAGUGAUUCUGGGACUAAAAUAGGAAGCAGAUGUCCUUUCCCAAUGUGUGUUGCUGUCUUCACCUGAAUGCAUUUGUGUAAAAAUAGCGGAGGGACAAUGUGAACAUUUGUAUUUGGAAGCUAUGAAUUUACUCUGAAGUUUGCAGUUGUUUCCAAUUUGUGAGCUCUAAGAGUUUCUGCCUGUAAGAACUACUCUCCUUUUAUUUUGAUUUUUAAAAACCUGUCUGAAUUUCACACUCUUAGAGCCUGGAAGAGCCCUGAAAAGACACAAGUCUUGCCUGGCUACUGCUUUUUAACUUUGAGGGCUCUAUGUUGACAGACUGUUAUCUCCUCUGGGUGACCUCAAACAUCUGAAAAGAAAGAUGUUGCCUGUGCCAAUUCCACUUUUUCCAGCUGCCCCUUGAUGAACACUCCCUUAUACCAGACCACUCUUGGACUUCUGACUGGUGUCAUCAAGUCCUCAGAAAAUAUUUUAAGUUAUUUUAAGUUAUUAAGGAAGGGAUGAUUUGGAGACAAGGAGUAAUGAAAGAUGGGUAAAAACUGGAAAAGAUUCUGGUGCUAAGUACUACCCCUUCAUCUUCCAUGGAUGGUCAUUACCUUUCCUGUCCUCCUGUUAUAUGAACACACACACACACACACACACACACACACACACACACGCACACACAUACCACAUUUCAAUAAGUCUUCAUUGUUCUGGGUCCUUACCUUUCCUGUCCUCCUGUUAUAUGAACACACACACACACACACACACACACACACACGCACACCACAUUUCAAUGUCUGCAUGGUUCUGGGGGUAACAAAGGCAAGAAGUUAAAGUAAGACCACAUUUGAGUAUUACUUACUCUGUAGAAUCAAAACAGAGUAGUUAACACCAAUUAUGCAAACUACUUUUUUUUCCAGCAGAAAGGGAGCUGACAUGAUCAAAUCCAUGUUUUCAAAUGAACUGAAAAAGGCAUCCAGCACCACUUAUAACACAUUUAUUUCAGUUCCAGGCUGACAGCCCUGGGGCAUCUAGCAGGAUGCAUAAUUGUCAUCUGGUGAGAGUUGGGACUUUGCUCAAUUUUAAUACCAAUCUCUCCUGAUUGUAAUUACCUCCACUACUUUCAUGAUCCCCCUACAAUAUUUUUUUAAAUGAUAUAUUUAUUCACUGAAUCAAAUGUCAUUAAUGAGUUAUCUUCUGUGGAGGAUGACUGUUCUCUUUGUUAAUGUUCACAAUCAAGAUCUUGGGCUGAGAAGAGGCCCUUCACCCAAGGAGUUUGAAGUAUCACAGUGUGUGGGAAGGUGGGAACCAGGAUACCCAUUCAUUUCCAACCGAGACACAGAGAAGUGAGUCACAGAAUUUGAGCCCGCUCUCUUGACUGCCCAGCCAGAGACACUGAUUUCUGUAACCUCUUCACUUGAUCCUGCCUCUUAAGCAUUAAAACAUUCUCCUAAACCUCUGAGUGUUUUGUGGGUUCUGGGUGUUUUGUACAUUUUAGCCAAGCUAACCACUUGUCUGCAAGUACUGACUUUCCUAUGAAUUCUUUGAAGAUUAUUGAGUCAGAAAGGAAAAAUAUAGCCCCAAAUUCCCAGGCUUUUAAUGCAUUACAUUAACUGCCUAUUGAAAUGAGAAGUUCUUCACAAACUUGUAUACCCACUAACAAGAUUGCACAUAAACAUGCAUUAAAGUAUAUACUAAGAAACCCUCUGUCCAACGGCUCAUGCAUAUGAAGUCCGAACAUGGGAGUUUGCCAAUUGCAUUCAUCAAGUCGUUUUGCGGAGUCAGAUCCCUGAUGGAAGAGCUCACAGGCUCUGCCUUCCAAGUCCUGGGUUCCUAACUGGUGACCUUAGCCUGGGGUCUGUGGGGAGACCAACCCUGGCUUCCAAGAAAACCACAUUCCAUGGACUAUCAGAAAUAGACACAGAUUUGGGUGACAAAGCUGGCUCUGUAUUUGCAUUUUAUUUUUGUGUUCUUGUCAGUUUGGGAAUGAUUAAUAUUAAACAUUUAUUUGAGAAACAA